AUGCAUCUGUCGGCAGCCGAACUGAGGGGACGACAAGGAGAUGGUUCAAUCCAACCAUCGCCGACUAGCUCUCUCAGCCUGUCCCUAAGUUUGUCACCGACUGCGACCUCAACUACCUCCUCAAUAUCACCAACAGCCACCUUACCCUCGACUUCCACUACAUCCAAUGCCCCGCCGAAGUUUAUGCCGAUUGUUAUCGGUAUCAUAGCAGCCGUUCUCGCGCUCAUGCUCCUAUUUUUCGUACUUCGACACACACGGACAAAACACAAAAAUCCGAAAUAUAUCCCAACGCCAUUUCUCAAAAGACUUUGGAAGAAUUGGGAACCAAAUGCCGGCUCGCGCUCUCACAGUCGAUUGCCGGAUGCGAGCGACCGUCUAGAGCCCGUAUCUACUCGGAGUAAUGGAUCGAGUCAACUGCCAAUAUCUGGUGGUAAUGCUGCGACACGUGGAAAUGAUGGGACGAACACCGGACCCGAGACGACAACUGCCUCAGGAGUUGGUAGGAACACUUCUGUCAGAUCGGUGAUGACACUGCCGGCCUACAACCCAGACCCACAUCAGAGCGAGCAAGUCUUAGGGCGGGAAGGAGAGCGCGGUGGAAUCGAUGUAGUAGUGGAGUUCCCUGAAAUGGAAGCAGAUGAAGAACGGUUGCGAGAGGAAGAAAUGGAGGCACUAUACCAAGUCAGGCUUGCGAGAAGAAGAGAAAACGAAGAGCGCGAGGAGCGGCGCAGAUUGCGGCGAGAAGCAAGAGAACGGGGCGACUGGGUGGCUUUGAGGGAACUGAAUAACAGGGCGAGAGCUUCCUCAACGGCAAGCAAUGGCAGAAGCGUUGAAGAAUUGCGGGCCGAGCACGAGCGGAUCAAGAAGGAACGUCAAAGAGCCGUUUCUUCUGUAUCAUACGGAGAUUUAGGUGUGGCACGACAUGACGGAACAAGAUUGAGAGCAAACAGCAUGGAGAGCGAAAGAGAAGGGCUUUUGGGAGACGCUGCCAGUAUCGCAGCAAGUAGCCAUUACCACCGCAGAGACCGCAGUGCCAGUUCAGUGAUCAGCAUCGACACAAUCAACACCGACUUCCCAUCGCCUGGUUUGACUCGCUCGCGAGGUAAUUCCAGAGCAGAAAGUCCGUUUAGACAAAUUGGCAGACCAAGUCAGGAUGGUAGCAUAACCAACGAGGGACGUGCAGGCAGCAGUCCAGAGAUGGUCGAGCAUGAAGAUUUCCCACCCAACAGUCCUCCUGGUUACGAAAACAUUCCUCUCGAUACUCAAACCGAUCAUCACCACGAGCCUCCUCCAAAUUAUUCAAGUCCGGUUGUUGGAAGAGGAGAAUGGAGGCCAACUUUUGAGUCGAGCGAAAGCAGCGGAAAUGGACAGGGAACAAGGACAAGCCGUGUAGGAGAAAUAAUUUCUGAGCAUAGAGGCGCUCCGCCAGUCGCAGCUGAUGAGCGCGAUCUUGGAAGUUCUUCAUCCUGGACGGCCGGUGGGAUUCCACAACUCCCAAGUCUUCAGCUAGACUCGCUUCCAUCCAUACAAGUUGACCCAGGAAGUCCAAUCAUAGAACCGAGAGAUCGGCAUUGA
Molecule: messenger RNA, 1575 nt
Organism: Glarea lozoyensis ATCC 20868
Lineage: Eukaryota; Fungi; Ascomycota; Leotiomycetes; Helotiales; Helotiaceae
Exons: 2
Coding region: 1-1575 (524 amino acids)
Source: RefSeq, a predicted model, not a curated record